This is a messenger RNA of Paramuricea clavata, 1502 nucleotides long. Lineage: Eukaryota; Metazoa; Cnidaria; Anthozoa; Malacalcyonacea; Plexauridae. The record is from the annotation of a GenBank genome assembly.
AUGAAAGGUGGUAUGGUAGGAGUGACGUUGAACAAAGGAGCUGUGCAUCGUUGGUUAAUGGGACAAGCAGAGAGAAGUGCAAUUACCAGACAGUGUGAAGCCAUGGCAAACGUAACCGAAUUUAAAAGGUAACUUAAUAUUUCAAUGUUGCAUUAUUAGUGUAUUACCAUGCUCACCUCGGGUUCUUUCCUGUCCGAGUGAUUUAACCACUAAAUUUACUUACAAACGAGGGAUGUUUGUCAAAGUCCACUUUUCCACAAACACCCUUCGGAAGGGUAGGUAGAUUUAAUCACUAAUUUCCUUUCAGUACGUAACCAAACGGAUGACAUGCAUAUUUACAAAAAUAUUUAUAAUUACUCUUUUUACCCAGGACUAGAAAAGAUUUGGACAAAACAAAGAUAGAAGCGAGUGAAAAAGCGGUACUGGAUGUCACCCUAACGAUGGAAGCCAUGAUAAAUCCCUUCGAGAACGACCACGGUGUAUUAGUGCAUUUAGCAAGCGGAACUAUUGCCACAUCUGCAGUAGUGAAUGACAUGGGAUCUAUGCUAGAAAAGGGCGAAAGUGCUGCACUGAAAUUCAUGAAAACCCAUAUUGUUGGAGAAGAACCGAAUAUCUACUCAACAAUAACCAAAACAAACUUGCAAACAUUCUCUGUUUUAGGAAAGAAGGUCACGAGCAAGAGUAAGAAAGGCGAACUUGUGGCAUUGAAAAACUCGAAAAUUCUUUUCGCAAAAAUGCUUCUGAUUGCUAGGAGUCGACAUCUACAAAUGGAGAAAGUACUGAAAUAUUCUCUACGCCCAUUUCCACGUGCAUUGGCAACAAACGAAGGAGAUCUGGUGAAAACUGUGAAGGCGAAAUUACUUCAUGCCAUUGAAGAGGAAGUUCAAGGUAGUUCAGUCAAUCUUCCUGUUGGAGAAAAGGCGUACAUUCUAGAUGCAAUGGCAAUGUUGCAAACGUUGACAGUUCUUCCAGUUACAUUUGGUGAACUAGCAAUCGAUCUACUUAUAAGAGUUGUCAACGCUGCAGUAUAUUCCAAUUUCAAACGGGUGGAUUUCGUCUGUGACCGCUAUCCGCUGCAAAGCAUCAAGAAUCUAGAGAGGGAUAGGCGAGCUGUGGGCGGCGUCCAAGUGAUUCGCAUUUAUGGUGAGCAACAGCGGGUCCCACGUCAGUGGAAAAAGUUUAUGUCUUCUGGCGAAAACAAAGAAGAGCUGAUGAAAUUCUUAUUUGAUGCCUGGAAAAAAGCGGAUCCGCAGUUGUUAAAGGGCGUGGAAGUAUAUUUAGCACACGAAGAAAGCUGCCACAGGUUUGCUCAGUCGGACGGCGUGAUGGUGUGCAAUGUUACUGAAGAACUUCGCUGUGAUCAUGAAGAGGCUGAUAAGCGGAUGAUUGCUCAUGCACGACACGCUUCUCAAUUUUACUCCAGUAUCAUGAUCAAGAGUCCAGAUACAGAUGUGUUUUUGAUUGCGCUUAACGCCUGCUUAGACAUUCAUGCCGAUAUAUAG